This is a messenger RNA of Aureobasidium subglaciale EXF-2481, 1545 nucleotides long. RefSeq lists its product as uncharacterized. Gene Ontology annotation, cellular component: cytosol. The transcript has 3 exons. Gene Ontology annotation, biological process: glycerol catabolic process. Bases 1 to 1545 code for a protein of 514 amino acids. Gene Ontology annotation, molecular function: glycerone kinase activity. The record is from RefSeq and is a predicted model, not a curated record. Lineage: Eukaryota; Fungi; Ascomycota; Dothideomycetes; Dothideales; Saccotheciaceae.
AUGGCGGUCGUUGUCGAGCAAACCAUUCCCUUUGCGAAAGAGCAGCUGGACGUCGAGAACACCACAAGAUGGGAAUCUCUCUACCCGCUCAUCAGACCGUCCAUCCAAGUGAUCAGUACGCCUUCGGGCCAAACUGUACUGGUAGACCAGACACUAGCGAAUGACAAGUUCGUGAGAGUGGUGGUUGUUGGAAGAGCUGGAAACUUCUCGAGCAAGCUGCUCUCAGAAAAGAAUGUCACAGCUGUUGUCACACACACUGAGAGCCAUGGUGUUCCAUCAAGCCUGGAUCUGGCAAAAGCUAUCAAUGAGGUUGGACACCAGCAGAAUGCCGGCGUUGUCGUUCUCCGAUCUGGCAAGGAGAGAAAAUUGGCGAGCACCAAGGAGGACGUGGUGGAGGUAGAAGUGGCUAGCGACUUGGAAGUGGACCACUUGAUCCACCUGCUGGGUGCUGCGACUGAGUCAACAAGAUCAUCCAUCCAGAAGACGAAGGAGACUCUGCAGACUUACCUCGAAACCUCGACGACUGCGACAUCAACAUUUCAGACAGGGAAAGAGAAUGGGCAACCUGCAGUAUCGUUUGCCGAAGGAGAUUUCGGCGGCUAUGGGGAAGCAAGACACGCCAUCGAGAAAGCCUUGGAGCACGUACUCCGCCCACAUCUUGGUCAGAAAAGCGACAACACCUACUCCAUACAUUGCUCCGACAUCAACGGCUUGUCUAGGUUAGAAAAUUACAUUCUCGGCUUAGAGAUAGCCACGUACCUUAAAAACGCCGGCCUGGCCUACCGUUUAUCCACAUCAACACUCUUGCAGCAUUCGAACCUUGCGAGAGGAUUCUCAAUAUCAGUCUGUCCCAUUUCCAAUCAGAAUUUGGAAGCUCAACAAGAGCCAUCGAAUCCACUCGCCGACGAAGCCACCGAGGGCAGCAAUCUAACCAGAAUCGACUCGCGAUACAUGAAGUUCACGGACCAUGCAGUCCGCAGCCGCAUCGAGAAUGGGUGCGGUGCGGUCAUCAAGGAGGAAGCAACCAUCACUCGAUACGACGAGAUCGUUGGUGAUGGCGACUGUGGCUACACGCUCAGAGACGGUGCAAAGCAGGUUCUCAAGUUCAUUGCGAACAGGGAUCUAUGCGAGCUACCCCAGACGCUUUCUGAGCUCGUACACGAUCUCGAAGUCAACAUGGGAGGAACGUCAGGCGCAUUGUAUUGCAUCUUCUUGACCUCGUUGUCUUCGGCUCUAGCUUCGACGGACUCGGUCGCGGCAGCGCUGUCAGUCGCUAUGAACCAAUUGCUGAACUAUACGCGCGCAAGAUUGGGAGACAGGACAAUGUUGGAUUGUCUCAUUCCGUUUGUCGGGACUCUGAACGCGAGCGGCGAUGUUGAGAAAGCGCUUGCAGAAGCAGAGAAGGGAGUCGAGAGUACAAAGAACCUUGAAGCCAAGCUUGGAAGAAGCACGUAUCUCGACGAGAGUGCGACCCGGGGUGUGCCAGAUCCUGGAGCCUAUGGUCUGCUUGUACUGUUGAAGGGUAUGUGUGCUAGUGUAGAGUAG